Messenger RNA from Paramuricea clavata, 1676 nucleotides. The record is from the annotation of a GenBank genome assembly. Lineage: Eukaryota; Metazoa; Cnidaria; Anthozoa; Malacalcyonacea; Plexauridae.
UCUCUACCAGACGAUUUUUGAGACGAUCAUCAAAACAGUUCGCGACGACACAUGCGCAAUUGAAAAAAUGUUUGAAGUGCAAUCGUCUAGCGUUCAAAUCAAAUCAAAUCAAUUUUAUUCGCCAUUAAAGAAAAAAAAUAAAAAAUGGUUACACAGAAUUAAUAAAAUAGGUUCGACGAAAUGUAGGAUUGACAUCUACUUUUCGUCGAGCGCCAGACGAUCGCCAAAUUUUUAACCAAUAAGAUUUCUUGCUGCUAGUAGCCUAGUACAAUUUUAAUUUUAUGCACGCAUGAUGUGGCAAAUUAAGGUACUUGUGAGGUACGUGAAAUGUUUAAAGUUCAGGCAGUAUUUGAUUUUGACUUGAGAUUCAAUAUUGCAAUAUUUACAAUGAAGGGAUGAAUGAACUGGAAGUAGAUAAUGUAGUAAUUUCUUUAUAAACAGGUUAAAAGCUAGAGUUUUUUUUCACAAACAGGUUCUGGUGGAUAUGGUGGAGGUUUCAACAUGAAUCCAAUGGCUCUGGCUGGAAUGAUGAGCAUGUUCAUGAAUCAAAUGGGAGGCAUGGGCAAUAUGGGUGGUGGUGGCAUGGGUAAUAUGGGUGGUGGUGGUGGCAUGGGUAAUAUGGGAAUGGAUGCAAGGGGUAGUGGUGAUGGGAUGGGUGGUCGUGGUGGUGAUUCAUAUAGAGGACCAUCAAGCACUAGUGAUGGUUACAAAUCAAAUACUUACCCUAGUGGAAAUGUCAACACCAGUACUCCGAGUGCAAGUGAUGCUGCUGCUCUUGGCUAUGGUGCUCAGAAUUCGUCCAUGUAUGGUGAUCAGGCGGCAGGUAGUAUGGGAGAUAUGUCAGCGUAUGCUAAUGCUAUGAGUGCAAUGUUUGGUGCUGCAGGUGUGAAUCCAGCAAAUGUUCAGGCUGCAUUGUACAGUGCAUAUGGUACUGGUACUGGUGGUGCUAGUAGUGGUCAACUGGGUGCUUAUGACCAGUCUUCCUCUGCCUAUGGUCCCGCAAGGAACACAUCAACUCCUUUAAAUCGAGGAUAUAAACCAUAUUGAGGUAGGUAAACAAGUGCUUGUGGGUUUUGUGCUCAUUGUGACAAGUGAAACUCGUCAACACAACUGAAAUUCUAACCAGGAAUUUGUUUUCAUGCCAUUUCAAAAUUUUUAAUGUCCUAUAUAUAUUAGGAAGGAAAGAAUAUUUGUGCUGAAUUUAAAAAUAAAGCGUAAUAUUUUUCUUUCAAUUGAAAAUCUUAUGUACAACACUCUAAAAUGUGCUUCAGCAAUAUAUCUUCACUAUACAGUAUAUUGAAGUUUUAGUACACCAUAUUUGGAGCUUGUUGGAGAAAUUGUCAGCCGGACCUCUAGCCCAUUUUAGUUCCUAAAUACAGUAUCUUUUAGUACACAUUGUUCAUUUAUCCGUAGUUAGCUGAUCCUAGUCAAAUGAAAGUGAAACUGUACUAACUAUGCAUAACUCUGUUUAGAUCGGAUUACAGAAUUAGCAAUGUGAAGUGAGUUAGAAUACAGCUUACAAUAGUUUCAAGAAGUACAAGGCAGACAAACAUCCUCAGAGAUGAACUGGUAUUAGUGAGUUUUAAUUAAUCAGCUUAGUCAUUAAAUUGUGUGUAAUCUUAGCAGAGACUGUAAUUAUCAAACUGUAAUUUUAGUGAAAGCGUGCUUGAGCAGAU